AUGAUUAAUGGGCUGGCCCGUACUCUGCGGUCUGAGUUGAAGACGGACAUCACUGUUGUAGAGGUCGACACAGAGGAUGGCGACAUUACCAGCUUGAGCAAAGGCCUUAUCAACAUUGUUAAACACUUGCCCUUGCGACGUUUCAACGAUGGCAUCAAUCCGGAUUUUGAAUUUGCCCUGACUCGCGGCGCCGUCAAAGUACCAAGGUUUCACUGCACCACAAUACAGGAAGAGCUUUCUCGUAAGCCAGGGAUUGAGAGUAGUAACAGUCGUUCCGUGGUCCUGGUCGAAUAG
This is a messenger RNA of Colletotrichum truncatum, 294 nucleotides long. The record is from RefSeq and is a predicted model, not a curated record. Lineage: Eukaryota; Fungi; Ascomycota; Sordariomycetes; Glomerellales; Glomerellaceae.